Meriones unguiculatus (Mongolian gerbil) is the source of this 3864-nucleotide messenger RNA. RefSeq names its product zinc finger protein 433-like. The transcript has 4 exons. Gene Ontology annotation, biological process: regulation of DNA-templated transcription. The record is from RefSeq and is a predicted model, not a curated record. NCBI's taxonomy places the organism in Eukaryota, Metazoa, Chordata, Mammalia, Rodentia, Muridae. The coding region runs from base 415 to 1761 and encodes 448 amino acids.
UGACUGGUGGGUUGAUGUUGUAGAUUACAGGAUUCAUAGCUAUUUAGGACAGUUAAUGACUCUCUCAGCCAUAAGGUUAUGGCUUAUUUUUUUCUGUUUCUUGCAACCAAAGAGUUUUGUCUUCAGCAGUAGCGUCCAGCCGUUUAACUCUUGUGGCCAACCAGAAGCAGGCCUCAGGCCAGCUGGAAGCCUAGGAAGCAGUCCUAAGAUUUGCCUAAGGUUGUGGGAACUGUCUGUUCAGGAGUGCUGGUGGGAGGGAUGGAACUUCUUUACCUGCCAUCAUUCUUACUGGCACCGCCAUACUAGUGCAGUGGUCCUGUCUACUGAGGAAGACUUGGGGACUCAGCUUUGGUUUCUGGGAGACCUGGGACUCCAGGAGCAGAUGUGAGGACUCAGGAGGCCCUGGGCACAGACAUGGACUGUCUAACUUUUGAGGAUGUGGCUGUGAACUUCACCUUGGAGGAGUGGGAUUUGUUGGAUCCUUCCCAGAAGCAACUCUACACAGAUGUGAUGCAGGAAACCUUCAGAAACCUACUUGCUAUAGGACAAACUGAGGAAGUCCAGAGGAUUAAAGAUGAUAGUGAAGAUUCUAGGAGAAACUUAAGAAGUGGAGUGGUGGAGUUACUGUAUGAACCCAAUGAAGGUAGACGAUGUGAAGAAAUCUUCAGUGAGUUUCCAGAUACUGUUGUGAACAAGAAAAUCCCUCAUGGAGUCAAACUGUGCGGAAGUAAUUUAUGUGAAGACAUACUUAUUGGUCUCCCACCCCUAAAUAUGCAUAUUCCUGUUCAAACAGGACAUAAACCAUGUGAACAUGAGAUUUAUGAAGACAGUCUGUAUAAAUUUAGGGGAUGUGGGAAAGCCUUCAUGUACCCUGAGUGCUUUCUGAAGCGUGAAAAUGCUCACACCAUAGAGAAACCAUAUAAAUGCCAGCAAUGUGGGAAAGCCUUUUCCUCUUCAAGUAAGGUUCGCAGACAUGAAAGAACUCAUACUGGUGAGAAACCCUACAUAUGUAGCCGUUGUGGAAAGGCCUUCCCUAGCCGUGGUUCUCUUCGCCGCCAUGACAGGAUUCACAGUGGAGAGAAGCCCUUUGUGUGUAAGUAUUGUGGGAAAGCCUUCACUGGCCAAAGUUCACUUCCACGCCAUGAAAGAAUUCACAGUGGAGAGAAGCCCUAUGUGUGCAAAUACUGUGGGAAAUGUUUCAUUUCUUCAAGUACCUGUAGAGUACACGAACGGACUCACACUGGAGAGAAACUCUAUGUUUGUAAACUGUGUAAUAAAGCCGUCACUACUCGUACCUCCCUUCGAAAUCAUGAAAGAAUUCACAGUGGUGAGAAACCCUAUGUCUGUGAACAGUGUGGAAAAGGUUUCAUCUCUUCUGGUACCUUUCGAAUCCAUGAACGAAUUCACACUGGAGAGAAGCCCUAUAAGUGUAAGGAAUGUGGGAAAGCCUUCACUAUACAGAGUUCUCUGCAACGCCAUGAGAGGAUUCACACUAGGGAAAAACCCUAUGACUGUAAAGAAUGUGGGAAAGCGUUCAGUGGUUACAGCUCACUUCGCCGCCAUGAGAGGAUUCACAGUGGAGAGCGACCCUAUGCAUGCAAGCAGUGUGGGAAAGCCUUUCCAGCUUUGGGGGACUGUCAGAGACAUGAGCAAAUCCACACCGGUGAGAAACCCUUCAUAUGUAAGCAGUGUGGGAAGGCCUUCACGCGUUGUGGUUCCCUUAGAAUACACGAGAAGACCCACACCAGAGGGAAUUCCUAAGCAUGGCGUGUGGGAAGGCCUCCUCAUUUCAUGCCCUUUCCAGAAAGAGUGUGACCGUGUUUGGGGAAGAAAACAGUAUUGUAUGAAGUUACGAGGGCUGCCACUAGGCAGUCAUGUUGUAAAAUUACAAACAUAAAGGACAAACUAAGAAUGCACCCAGCAUCCAAACUUGGCCAGAAACAUCAAAACGUUGUUGAUUUGUAAGAAAUAGAUAAAAAUUCUGUGAAAAUUCUCCAGGUUUGGGGGUACUAUAAGUGUACAUUAUGGAAAGCUUAGCGCAAAGUAAUGUAGAAUGCUCCAAAAAUGUCCCCAAAGUUAUACUACCCCAUUAAUGUCUUACUAAUGUAGAUAUGUGAACUAUUUAUUUAUACUUUAACUGUUGUAAAUAAAUGGUGGCAUGACAGAACUUUCUGAAGUUUGCUUAAGAAAUCAGGCAAACGAAUAUAUUUUUACUAUGUUACCUAACAUUUUGAAGGAUUUUAGCUGAUUGAAUGAUGGAAUGGCCUUUUGAGAUGUGGUGUUAGCACAAAUGAGUUGGCAGUAGCCCACAUGCUAGGGCAAGGUUCUCCAGAAAGACAGAUAUGCUCUAAAUUGGCUUCUAAUAUGAUGGUGUUUCUCUCAUGGGUCCAGGAGUCAAAGGGCCUGGAAUUCACUAGAAAAAUUUUGGCUUCCUGUACUGUAGAUCUGGUUUAACAGAGGGAGGCACAACCAUUCCUUUGAACUAGAAGCUAAGACACACACACACACACACACACACACACCCCUCCCAACCCUGUGUACCUGUGUUGCUUGUGCACUUCCGUUAACUAAAAACAGUUACUAAAGGGAUUGAUCCCUACCGGGGGUCCUGAGACUACUGUUCAGUAUUGGAGAUAGGCUAUUUUUGCCUACUUGACACAAGCUGGGAAUCGGGUAGGGAGAACACCAUUAAUGAUGCGUGUGACAGGGCUGCUGUGGGUAGUGCCACUCUAGGUAGGGGCCCUGUGUUGCAUAAAAAAGCAGGCUGAGCAGGCUGUGAGGAACAAGCCAAGAAAAAGUCUUCCUCCAUAAUCUCUGCCUCAGAUCCUACUUCUGUGUUCCUGCCUUGAGAUUCUACCCUGGCUUCCCUUAGGGCUGGAAUAUAAAGUGCAAUCCAAAAUAACCCUUUCCUCUUCAAGUUGAUUUUGGUCAGUGUUUUAGCAACAACAAAAAGAUCAGACUAGGGUGUGAGUAAAGGAAGAGUAUUACUGGAGUCCCUUAGUAUCACCAUGUCUGGUCACUAAAACCCAUGGGAAGUUUGAGUCACUUCUCAAGGCAAAGGACUAGUCAGUUUGGGUAUAUGAUGUUUUUAUUUACAAAAUUCGAAUACUAAAAUUUAUUUUAAUUUAAAAAUGUAAAAAUAAUGCUUAGUGCUUGCUGAAAAGGAGGAAAUACAAACUGACACCAGAAAAAGAUCCUUAUAAGUAUGUUAACCUGUGGGACCAGUUCUAAAACAGGAUUCUGACUGUAUUCAGUUUUAUUUUGUUAAUAUAUGCAUUAGGCUGGGCAUGGUGGCAUAUGCCCUUAAUCCCAGCACUCAGGAGGUAAAGGCAAAUGAGUCUCUGAGUUCAAGACCAACUUGCUCUACAUAAUGAGUUUCAGAACAGCCAGGGGUGCGUAUGGAGACCAUGACUCAAAAAUGUUUAUUUUUCUAGUUAAUAAUUAGUUUUGAUUGCCAGUGUGACAAAAUCUAGACUCAACUGUGAGAUAGCAUGAGGGGGAAGACUCACCCAGUGUUGGAAGUGCCAGUGCCUGACCGGGAUCCACGGGUGUGUCAAAGUGGGGAAAGUCAACGAGCUGAGCGCAAGCACACACGCACUCAUUGCUCUCUGUGUUUGACUGUGCUUGUAAUAUGACGGAAGUAUGAGCCAAAUGAAUCCUUCUAUGUUGCUUUUACCUGGGUAUUCUGUCACUAUAACAAGAAAUGAAGCUAAGACAUUAUACACACAAAUAUUAAGCAGAUAUUCGUGUUUUCUUUCAUCUCUUCCUUUACCAUGUAAUUUGACUAAAUAUCAGUACUGGGUAUUGCUACAUAUUGUCAUAUUUAAUUAUGGCACAAUAAAUGAAUAAGCAUUUCUCAAAGGA